Molecule: messenger RNA, 2195 nt
Organism: Seriola aureovittata
Lineage: Eukaryota; Metazoa; Chordata; Actinopteri; Carangiformes; Carangidae
Product: zinc finger protein 37-like
Exons: 4
Coding region: 54-1592 (512 amino acids)
Biological process (GO): regulation of transcription by RNA polymerase II
Cellular component (GO): nucleus
Molecular function (GO): RNA polymerase II transcription regulatory region sequence-specific DNA binding; DNA-binding transcription factor activity, RNA polymerase II-specific
Source: RefSeq, a predicted model, not a curated record
UCAAGUAAGAUUGUCCAGGAAACGCGGCGGAUUGAAGCGAGAGCUGCAGUAAAAUGUCUAAGUCCGAGGUUCUGAGAGGUUUUGUUACCGAGAGACUCGCCGCCGCCUCCCAGGAAAUCUUAGCGGCCGUGGACGGACUCGUAGCCGGGUACGAGGAGGAGGCGUCGGGCUUCAGACAGGAGAUCGACCGGCAGAGGAGACUACUGGAGGUUCUCCUGCAGCCUCGGGUCAUACUCAACAAAGCCGGUGUGAAUUGCAGAAGGGGACUCCGCCAUGAUGAAGAGGAUAACGAAGAUGAGUACGACAAGAAUCUGGAUAUGAAUAACAGAACUCCAUCAAGGUCUUUUUCCUCCAGAGGUCAGUUUGAGCAGAGGAAGCACAGCGGACCUCAGAUCAGUGAAACUCAGAACCACGUGGACUUCAGGAUCCGAUUCCAGGAGAACCCACAGACCGAAGUACCUUCAAAAAGCGAUGUUCAGUAUCUGUUCCUGAUUAAAGAAGAGGUUCCCCUUGAGUUGAGCCCUCGUCUGGAUCAGGAGAAACCAAAGAGCCCAAACAUUAAAGAGGAACAGGAGGAACUCCGGACCAGUCAGGAGGGAGAACAGCUUCAAAGGUUGGAGGAGGCUGAUGAUGCCAUGGUCCCACUCACUCUUGUCCAUGUGAAGACUGAAGAUGAUGAGGAGAAACCUCAGUCUUCACAGCCUCAUCCAAGCCGAACUGAAGAGAGCAGAGAGUCAGAGCCUCCGUCCAGCAGCUCAGCUCAGCAGAUGGAAACAGAGGCUGAUGGAGAGGACUGUGGAGGAUCUGAACCAGACAGGAACUUAGAUCCACAUGGUCAUCUUCAACCAGACACAGAUGAAAAAGUAUCAGAGUCUUCCAACACAGAAGACAGUGACAUUGAUUGGAAGGAAACCAAAGCAAGAUUUAAGGGACAGACGAAUCUUACGUGGCACAUGAACGCCCAUACAGGAGAGAAACCAUCUGUUUCUGAUGUUGGUGGGAAAGAAUCCUACCAACAGCAUCAUGUCACAGCGGACGUGAAAGUCCAUACAGGAGAGAAACCAUUUAGUUGCAGUGUUUGUGGGAAGGGAUUUAAGGGGAAGAGGAAUCUUAAUAGGCACAUAAAAAUUCAUACAGGAGAGAAACCAUUUGGUUGCAGUGUUUGUGGAAAGACAUUUACUGUGAAGGCGAAUCUUACCGUGCACAUAAGAGUUCAUACAGGAGAGACACCAUUUGGUUGCAGUGUCUGUGGGAACAAAUUUAAGGUGAAGGGGGCUCUUACGAGGCACAUGAAAGUCCAUACAGGAGAGACACCAUUUGGUUGCAGUGUUUGUGGGAAGAGAUUUAAAGAAAAUGGGGAUCUUACGAGGCACAUGAAAGUCCAUACUGGAGAGAAACCAUUUUGUUGUGAUUUUUGUGGGAAAAGAUUUAGAAGACGGAGGGAGUUAAUGCAGCACUCAAGAAUUCAUACGAAAGAGAAACCGUUCAGUUGCAGCUUCUGUGGCAGGACAUUCAAUCAUGAUUCAAACAGGGUAAAACAUAUGAGGAUAUGUAAACAAAAGCAUGUUAUUGAAAGCAGCAGCAGUAAGUGAAACUGCAGAGUUGCUGGUUCAGUAGAACUGUAACAGUAUAUAACAGCAUAGUUGAAAUACAUUACAUGUUUCAAAUUUACUGUUCUUUGUAUGAAAGUGUAACAUGAAUUAGCUUUAAAACUUAACUUAUUGUUGCAGAUUUGUACUGGGGUUGCGCGACCUUAACCAUAGUCAGAUCGGCCAAUCGUCACCCAGUGCAAUUGCAAAAGACGUGGUUCAGAAUAUUUUUUUAUCACCUGGACAAUGUUUUGUGAGAACUGACUUUUUAAACCAGAUGUUUAGGACAGAGAUAACUUUUCCUUUGUGAAUAAUAAAACUCUUUCAUCAGUUUACGUUGAACUCAUUUAUAUUUGAUUUUUUUUAAUUACCAUCUUUUGAAGGUACUUCGGUCUGUGGGUUCUCCUGGUUGCGGAUCCUGAGGUCCAUGUGGUUCUGAUUUUCACUGAUCUGAGGUCCGCUGUGCUUCCUCCGCUCAAACUGACCUGAAAGAUGAAGAUUAGCAGCAGCUUUAUUACAAAAGUCCCAAGCUGCCAAUACUAAGAAAUAAAUGUAAUAACUCAACUGAGGUUUCAUUUUCCAUUUGUGUGGAAAUAUCUCAUAUGA